Molecule: messenger RNA, 3896 nt
Organism: Monopterus albus (swamp eel)
Lineage: Eukaryota; Metazoa; Chordata; Actinopteri; Synbranchiformes; Synbranchidae
Product: titin
Exons: 20
Coding region: 38-3676 (1212 amino acids)
Biological process (GO): immune response; cell surface receptor signaling pathway
Cellular component (GO): external side of plasma membrane
Molecular function (GO): transmembrane signaling receptor activity
Source: RefSeq, a predicted model, not a curated record
CACACCCAUCUCAUGUAUUUCCUCAGCUGAACCUCACAUGAGUCAACUCAGUAGCACAGUCUCGACACAUGCAGCUCAAAGGAAAAUGUGGCUGAUCAAGGUCUUCAGUGUCAUAUAUUUCACUGCUGUCUGUGAAGCUCAGGAUACAGAUGCCACACCUCUGUUUGGAUACAUUUCUUCAGCCAGUCCUACAUCAGUAACACCGGUGAUUACAACUGUCUAUGAGCCUCCUGUACCGUUGCUGCAGCUAAAGUCAUCAUGGUUGGAGUUGUUUCCUUCUGAAAAAGUGGAGCUCACAUGUUUUAUCAGUGGCAGCUCUGACUGGAACUUCAUCUGGUACAGAGAUGGAACUGAAAUACAAAGUGCAGAUCCAAACUUGUCAGCAGACCAAUCGGUCCUUACAAUCACUGCUGCAACGCAGAUGUAUUCUGGAAAGUAUGCCUGUAAAGGUCAACACAAAAUUAAGGGUGUUACCACUCAAAUUAGUAACUCACUUGAAGUCAAAGUUCAUGUUCAACCUAAGCCCACUCUGAUCCGGGAUCCAAACUUUGACAUGUUCCCUGGAGAGUCUGUCACCUUCACAUGCAUGGUCAGCGUGUUCUCCGAAUGGGAUUAUUUGUGGUACCAUAAUGGAAAUAAAAUUAAAGAGUUGAAAACUAACACCUACACCAUAGCUUCUAUAGCUCAUUCUAACAGCGGACAGUACCACUGCAAAGCCAAAAGAGGUACAGGUCCAUUCUACACACAGGAGAGUGACAAAAUAUCUCUGCAGAUCUCUGAUCCACCUACACCAUCACUGAGUCUCCAGUCUCCCUGGUCUGACGUGUUCAAAACUGAGAAAGUGAAGUUGAGCUGUAAAGUUGGCAGCAGCUCUGACUGGACGUUCACCUGGUACCACAGUCACAAGAAACUCCAGCAGGACUCAGUUCUGAAAAUGGAUGGAUCAUAUCUCGACAUUAUUUCGAUCGCUCAGACCCAUGAAGGAGACUAUACCUGCAAAGCUCACCACAGAUCCCGGAAAGUCAUCACUGGAUUCAGCAACACAGUUAAUGUCAUUGUUCAUGAUAGGAACCCCGCUGUCAAACUGACACGGAAUCCAGAGUACAAGGUGAUGUUCACGAGGGAGUCGGUCAGCUUCAACUGUUUCAUUGAUCUCUCCUCUGGAUGGGAGUACCUGUGGUACAAAGACAGCACACAAAUAAAUGCCGCAUCUGUAAACAUGUAUCAAAUCAGCACUGUUGGAACAUCGGAUACGGGAUUAUAUAAAUGCCAAGCAAAAAGAGGAAGCAAUCAGUUCUUCAAAACAGAAUCUAGUCAGAGUAUACACCUUGAAGUUCAAGAGACCCCUGUUCCAUCUUUGGAGCAAAGCACUCAGUGGCUGGAUGUGUUCCCCCAUGAGCCUGUGAAUCUGACCUGUGGGAUAAAAGGCAGUUCUGACUGGAUGUAUACAUGGUACAAAGAUGGACAGCAGAUCCAGGCUGAUAAAACUGUGUCUUUUGACCUGGAUAAAACUAGCCUUUCCAUCAGUUCCGCUUCACCUUCACAUCGUGGACAAUACAGCUGCAGAGGCCAACUCAAGAGGAGUUCUGUCAUCAGCAAAGUCAGUCUUGGGCUAACGCUUGAUGUUUAUGAUAGGAACCCCGCUGUCAAACUGACACGGAAUCCAGAGUACAAGGUGAUGUUCACGAGGGAGUCGGUCAGCUUCAACUGUUUCAUUGAUCUCUCCUCUGGAUGGGAGUACCUGUGGUACAAAGACAGCACACAAAUAAAUGCCGCAUCUGUAAACAUGUAUCAAAUCAGCACUGUUGGAACAUCGGAUACGGGAUUAUAUAAAUGCCAAGCAAAAAGAGGCAGCAAUCAGUUCUUCAAAACAGAAUCUAGUCAGAGUAUACCCCUUGAAGUUCAAGAAAUUCCCGUUCCAUCUUUGAAGCAGAAAACCCAGUGGUUGGAUGUGUUUCCCACAGAGAGUCUAAUUUUAAGCUGUGAGAUGGCUAACCACUCUGGCUGGACAUAUACAUGGUACAAAGAUGGUCCGAAGGUCCACGCUAAUGACGCUUUGUCUUUUGACUCGAAUGGAGCUACUCUUUCCAUCAGGUCUGCCUCAACUAAAGAUAAAGGAGGAUAUACCUGUGAGGGACACCUCAAGGACAGGCCUGUCACAAGCAGAUCUACUUCUACACUUAGGGUCACAGUGUAUGAUAGGAACCCCGCUGUCAAACUGACACGGAAUCCAGAGUACAAGGUGAUGUUCACGGGGGAGUCGGUCAGCUUCAAAUGUUCCAUUGAUCUGUCCUCUGGAUGGGAGUACCUGUGGUACAAAGACAGCACACAAAUAAAUGCCGCAUCUGUAAACAUGUAUCAAAUCAGCACUGUUGGAACAUCGGAUACGGGAUUAUAUAAAUGCCAAGCAAAAAGAGGAAGCAAUCAGUUCUUCAAAACAGAAUCUAGUCAGAGUAUACACCUUGAAGUUCAAGAGACCCCUGUUCCAUCUUUGGAGCAAAGCACUCAGUGGCUGGAUGUGUUCCCCCAUGAGCCUGUGAAUCUGACCUGUGGGAUAAAAGGCAGUUCUGACUGGAUGUAUACAUGGUACAAAGAUGGACAGCAGAUCCAGGCUGAUAAAACUGUGUCUUUUGACCUGGAUAAAACUAGCCUUUCCAUCAGUUCCGCUUCACCUUCACAUCGUGGACAAUACAGCUGCAGAGGCCAACUCAAGAGGAGUUCUGUCAUCAGCAAAGUCAGUCUUGGGCUAACGCUUGAUGUUUAUGAUGCGGAGCCUACAGUCACACUGAUACAGACUCCUGAGCAUAGGUUGAUGCACACUGGAGAUUCAGUCUCCUUCAGCUGUCACAUUAAUGUCUCUUCUGGAUGGGAAUACCUGUGGUACAAAAAUGGCACUCGUCUCCCUGUAUCAGGAAGCAAUCAUACCAUCAGUCCUGUUAAGACAGCAGACACUGGCUCAUAUACAUGCAGUGGUAAAAGAGGAAGGAAUGCAGACUUCAGCUCAAACCACAGUCUAGGUUUAGGACUUGACAUAGAAGAACGCCCACAGGCUAAUAUAGAUCUGUUAACUGGCUGGUCAGAGGUCUUCUCCACUGAUAGCUUGGUGCUCAGAUGUCAGGUGCAGAAAAGCCAAGACAUGUGGAACUACACAUGGUUCAAAGAGGGACAACCAAUCACACUACCACCUUCUGAAAAAUAUAUAGUCACACCCCAGAAUGACCCAGAACAGAGCUUGUACACCUGCCAGGGUAUUCGCACUGGAAGACCAUCUUAUUCAAAACCCAGUGAUACUUUCAAGACUAAGAACCUUCUUGUGAAGAGGAGGGUGCUUCUUUCCAUCUCUGGCUUUAUCUUCUUUGCCAUCAUCGCUGUCAUCAUUGGGUUCACUGUCCUCAGAGUCAUUCGCAAACCAGUAGAAGAUGACGGCAGACCAGAAGAGGCCAACCUGUUUCUCACAAAUGCUGAACUGAGGAACCGUUUCGAUGUACCCUGUCCAAUGGUUGAGUACAUCACAGAUGCAGAACUGAAUGCACCAGCUAAAGAAGAGGGUGAAAAUGGCAUGCUCUGCAGUGAAACAACACCACUACCCAUAACCUCGCCAGACAACGAAGCUGUGACAACUGAGAACCAUGAUAAAGAGGAAAACAACGGUGGACUGGUUUCUUUUAAACAAUAAGGCACUGAAGACUGUAUUUACAUCACUUAAUAGUCAUAAUGUAGAAAAAAAAAUGGGUGUAGGAAAACUGGAGAGACAACCUCACCAUUUUGCAAUUGUUUUAAAAGUUUGGGCCUAAAAGGCACUUCAUGCUUUGUGCAUCCACAUGUCCACUAAGGUUGGGUGGAGUAGUUUUCAACAUCUUCCCAGGUUCACCAGGGUGUUCAUACAGACCCUAGCG